UAUAAUUUGGCUUUUAAAGCAAAUUUUCAAAUUCAUUAUAUUCAUAUAUUCUUGAUAUUUUUAAAAAAGAUAAAAAAAAAAAUUCUAUAAGUUACUAAAAAGCUUCUAGGUUCGAGACUAUUUUUGUGCAAAACAUGGCGGUUUAUAUGCAUUGAGGGUGUCAAUGAAGUUAAAGUGUCUCCAAAACUGACAAUCCUAACAGCAUGGCAACAAAACGGCCGGCAGUUGAUGAUCCAGGGGCCGCCGGCCCGCCAGACAAAAAGCUGACUCGUUUUGACCCUGCCCAACUGGGUAACAUAUCAUCCCUUGAAGAGCUCGAUGUCAAGGUCCUUGUCUUUCAAAACAAGAAGCUCUGUGAACGUAUCGAGCAGAGGCGUCUUGCCGAAGAUGAUCUUCAGCGGCGUGUUGAGCAGCUGGAGGAUAGGCAACGCCAUGAUGAUGCAAUGCUGAUGAUUGUGAACCGUUAUUGGAAUCAGCUUGAUGAAGAUGUCCGUGUUCUGUUGCAACGGUUUGAUGCAGAGACGGCUGAUGAUUCUGAAGGCGAAACUCCAGAGACUACAUCAUUUCUCACAUUGCUCUCGACCUGGGAUAAAGAUGAGCUUGGGCAGAAGCUUGGACAGCGAGUCGAGUUCUCCAAGCGUGCCAUUGGCCGGCUACUGCAAGCGUUCGACCGAUUGGUGUUGCGCAACGAGCGACUACAGCGUGCACUUCGGGAGCACGUCCUUGCAUCGGCAACUGACUCAAUGGCCGACGACGAGAAACCGCCAGCUCCGCCUCCACCACCUCCACCGCCGCCACCACCAUCAUCGGAGACAUCAGCGACAGGUGGCAAUGAUGCUGUGGAUAUGAAAAAGCCCAAGCUGGAACCAGAUGCAACCGGUACUACAAGAGGGGACAGUGUUGAUACAAAACCAGACUACCUGGACACAGUUGUGAAGAAGGAACCGGGUGCAUCUGAUUCAGUGCAUGAUGACAACAAUGCCAGUGAUACAAAUGAUUGCAAACUACAUUCAGACUCAGUCGAUGUGAAAGUACCUGUAGGAUGCACAACAAAUCCAAGCCUUAUCGAUAUACUGCAUAUGGAUCUAGCUGAUGCACUGCAGCAAAACAAGCAGCUGCAUCAGUUGGUGACACAACUGCAUCAGCGGCAUCACGAGAACACUUUAAAGGCAUCUGAAUUGCAAGAUACAGUGACGGCUGCAGAGACUUGCAAUGCUGAACUGCGAAACAAAGUCGAUGAUUUGGAAUAUGAUUAUGAAAAAGCAGAUCAGCGUGCCAGGAAGUUAGACCGACGACUAGCUGACAGUCUGCAGAAGUUGCGGGGCUACGAAGAAGACCCAGUGGUGCAUGAAGGUGGCCGUACAAUCUCGGGUGUUUCAAAGAAUAAGUUUGAUGAGAUCAGUGCAGAAUUGGAAGAGCAACGGGAAUUUGCCACAACUCGACUCAGUGAAUUGGAGAAACUCAGCAAAGACCACCAUGAAGCAUUGAAGGAGAUUGAACAGCUGCGUAUGGAUUUACAACAUUUGCCAGAGCAUGUCAUUAUGGACAGCAGUGAGUACAAGUGUUUACAGUCCCAGUUCUCUGUACUCUAUAAUGAGAGUAUGCAGCUGAAGACUCAACAUGAAGAGACACGUAACUUGUUGCAAACGAGUAAGAUUGGACAUCUACGCCAUAUAGAACAGAUGGAGAGUGAUGAACUCACCUGUCAGAAGAAGCUACGCACUGAGUUAAUUCAGCUGGAAGACACACUGGCACAGGUACGCAAAGAAUAUGAAAUGUUACGCAUAGAGUUUGAACAGACACUGGCUGCUAAUGAACAGACUGGACCAAUUAAUAGAGAGAUGCGUCACCUCAUCCAGAGCCUACAGAACCACAACCAGCAACUGAAGGGUGAAGCAGGUCGCUACAAACGGCGGCUGAAAGAGGCAAAUGCUGAACUGAGCAAGUUGAAAUCUGAAGGAGCAGCACAAGAGGCUAGCAAGGAUGAAGCAUCAAUGUCAUCUUCAUCUGGAACAACAACUGCCGGAAGUACAGGGGCAGGAACAGCACCUGUCUAUGUACCACCCAAAGCAGAAGCGGAACCUGUCGUUUUGAAGAAACCUGAUGAGGACGAGAAGGAUUUUGAUGUGAAAGACAAAGGUCGCUCAGAGUCAGAGAUUAUAAAAGAUUUACGAGCUCAGUUAAAGAAGAACCAAGACAGCCAGAAGGAAAUGAAGUUGCUACUGGAUAUGUACAAGAGUUCAUCAUCAAAAGAGAAUCGUGACAAAGUUCAGUUAAUGAAAGCAGAAAAGAAAGCUCGUCAAGAGGUUGAAGAUCUCCACAAUCACAUUCGAAAGAUGCAGGAAGCCGAGCGCAAGGAACGUCGGAAAUUGGCUGAUGAUGAUGCUUUGCGUAAGAUUAAGAAACUUGAAGACACAAUCAGCGACUUGCAGAAGAGCCUAGCAGCACAGAAACAGCGUGAAGAAGCGUUGCUCAGUGAAAUGGAUGUUACUGGCCAAGCAUUUGAGGACAUGCAAGAACAGAAUAUGCGUUUGCUUCAGCAGUUAAAGGAGAAAGAUGAUGCCAACUUCAAGUUGAUGUCAGAGCGCAUCAAAUCAAACCAGAUACACAAAUUGCUACGUGAAGAGAAGGAUAGUUCUGCAGAACAAGUAGCUACGCUUCAUGGUCAAGUGCAGGCACAGAACCAAGUGGUACGAAAGCUUGAAGAAAAAGAACGCAUCCUGCAGAACAACCUUGCUACAGUUGAAAAAGAACUCAGCCUACGUCAACAAGCCAUGGAGAUGCACAAACGAAAAGCAGUAGAAAGUGCUCAGGCAGCAGCUGAUCUGAAGUUACGCCUUGAUAAAUAUCAAUCACAGUUGAAAGAGGCCCAAGUUGCUGUUGCCGAAAAGACUGCGCACUUGGAGAAGGAAUCAUUCAAGUUUAAACGGAUGCAGGAGGAAGUAGCAAGCCUUCGACGCAAGCUUGAGCGUUCAAAGAAAAUAGAGAUGGCUGGUGCUGCUGAUGAAGUUCUCAUGGAGGAGAUAAAAGAGUACAAGGAGCAACUGACCUGUCCGUCCUGCAAGGUCAAGCGUAAGGAUGCUGUGCUGACCAAGUGCUUCCAUGUGUUUUGCCUAGAAUGUCUAAAGACGCGCUAUGAGACUCGCCAGCGUAAAUGCCCCAAGUGCAAUGCUGGGUUCGGUGCCAACGAUUACCAUCGAUUAUAUCUCACUUAAAACAAACCUUCAUAUUUGGACAAGUGGAAUUUUUAAAUCGGGAGUAGAUUGGAGUAUUUCAUUUUCCUCGGGGAAAUUUUCAUGUGUGUGUGUGUGUGUGUUUGCGCAUGUGUUAGAAUGAGUGAGUGUGUGCAUGUGUGUGUAUCAUAGGCUGAGUUUUGGAAUAUAAAAGAAUGUUAUCAUCACUACCAGUUACUCAUUGCUACUUGUGAACUGUAUGCAGUGAGUCGAUUGUUUUUUUAUGAAGCAGGGCAGUUUGUGUUUGACAGACUAAAAUAAUCUCAUGUUUACUCCCACUCCCCUUUAUCUAGAUUAUGGAGGUUAUAUGUGU
Messenger RNA from Octopus sinensis (East Asian common octopus), 3546 nucleotides. Its product is annotated as E3 ubiquitin-protein ligase Bre1. Gene Ontology annotation, molecular function: ubiquitin protein ligase activity; metal ion binding. The coding region runs from base 204 to 3215 and encodes 1003 amino acids. Lineage: Eukaryota; Metazoa; Mollusca; Cephalopoda; Octopoda; Octopodidae. The record is from RefSeq and is a predicted model, not a curated record. Gene Ontology annotation, cellular component: nucleus; HULC complex. Gene Ontology annotation, biological process: carbohydrate metabolic process. The transcript is spliced from 19 exons.